This is a messenger RNA of Micropterus dolomieu (smallmouth bass), 1045 nucleotides long. RefSeq names its product coiled-coil domain containing 189 (gene cfap119). The transcript has 10 exons. The record is from RefSeq and is a predicted model, not a curated record. NCBI's taxonomy places the organism in Eukaryota, Metazoa, Chordata, Actinopteri, Centrarchiformes, Centrarchidae. Bases 136 to 945 code for a protein of 269 amino acids.
CUAGGAUACAACGAGGCAGCCAAACAGGAAAUGUUCCAGCCUGAUUUGGGGUUUCCCCAAAUACUGUUACAUGGUAAAAAAAUCUAUUUUAAUCAGCAGUUUGUUCAAUUUAUAACUCGGCUAAAGAAAUAAAGCAUGGAUACGAAAAUAAAGGUACCACAUGCCCUGAAAGCUAAAGUGAUGCUAUGGACAGAUGUAAGCUACCAUGACAUGGAGGAGAUCAACAAAAUGCAGUCCAUUCCUGAUCUGGAGAGUGCUUUGUGCAGUGUGUUUGGAGUUGACCUCCCUGAACCAAAAAGAGAAGUCCUGCUGGAGGUGUAUGUCCAGACUGUGCGUUUUUGCAGAGCACGCAGCUUCAAAAUGGAACAGACUUCUGCUCUCUUGUCCAUCAUCAAGUCCAUCCAUGAGGCUAACAUAGAAACUCCACUCAUCAACAUAGAACAGUGUCUUGAAUACUGCAAGGAACUACUUCUCUGUCACUCAGUCAGGCGACCUCCCUUUAGUAUAAACCUGUUCAGCUCUGAGGAGGUGAACUGUAUCUUUAAGUACAUCUAUAACAGCUAUGUAAGACACUACAAACUCUACAAAUAUAUUUUCACUCCACAGGUAAAACUUGAUUUGUCUUUGACUUACUCUGGGAUCCCAGACCAGGACGAACCUACCAUGGAGAAUUCCUCUGCUCCAGAUGUUGAAAUUGUGAUGGAAAAAGAAGCAGAAGCAGUACCAAACACACACAACUCUCCUCCAACACAGGCAACAUCUAUCGGAGAGUCAGAGGGAGCCACACUCGGGUCCCAAUCAGAGCUGAAGGCUCUGAUAGAGAAAGAGGUCAGAGAGCAUAUGACGCAUUUGUCUGGACAACUAGAUCAGCGAAUGAAAGAAAUUGCAGAUCAGCAUAACAGCGCACUAGAUUCUCCACAGCCCAACCCCAGAGACAAAAAAUAAUGAAUGAAAGAUGUUUUCUCUUAGCUUUUCCACUCACCCAGCAAGUAUGUUGAUGCUUGAAUAAGAAUUCAUGCAAAAUUAAACUCAAUUCAAACUAAAA